GAGGAACCAAAAUAAUCAAGUUCAAGCGAUUAGCAAUAGAAUUGUAGCGUAAAUUGGGAAUAAUGAAUAUAUACCUAAAGAAAUGUAUGCCACGAAAUCCAUACGCCACCGUAAUAUACCGUAUGAUCGGUUCUUCUGAGGUUGCAACUGCACUGCGUCCGUUUUACUUUGCCGUUCAUCCCGAUCUCUUCGGACGCUACCCACAGGAACGGCAGGUCAAUGAAGACUCACUCAAACUACUCAGCGCUCAUCUGGAAUCGUUGCUGACCCAGCAACGGGUCCUCCACUCAACUCCAAGAAUACUUCCCUUCUACAUAAGGGCCUCGAAUCUGCCGGAACAGCGUGGAACGUUCAAUCUUAUAAAAGUGCCUUUGGAGCGUACGACCGAUACGAAGAUGGUGCUAAAGAAAAUCCUGGAGGCGUGUAACCUUCCUACGGAGUUCGUUGACAAAAUGCCAUCCAACGGCAGUGGCAAUUACAGCAGAACGAAUGGAAACUCAAGGUCCACCUCCUCUGGGGACUCUUUCUACCGGAAAAGAGCAGGAAACGGACCGGAUCAGGAAGAUUCUCCGUUUGAUAUAUUUCAAUUUCGGGUGAAAAAAGCUAAAGAAAAUGAGUCUCUAGCGCACUGGCUUCAAAAGCAAAUAGUAACGGCAAACGUAAGAACUAGGGCUCUGCAGGAGAUGAAGGAUGAAGUGGCCAAAUUGAGGGAAUCGAUGAUUCAAACUUUAGGGGCCAGGGAUAUCGAAUACGAUUGCGGAUGGAAUGUGGAGCAUUUUCGUGGUUGCUUAAAAAGCUUAGAAAGAUUGAUCGAGUUGCACCCAGGAGCGGUGGACGGUCUUAAAGACAGGGUUUUAGUGUUUGCCUCCUUCACGGGAGUUAGCCUCGAUGGACAUGUGAUGUUGUAUACUGGUGACGUUCAACGAAACUGGUUAGAUCUUCUUCAAAAUAUCGACAAGCAUGAUGCAUAUCUUCGGAAACUUCCAGCAUAUGAAUACGCGCUGUCACAAGUUCUGCGAAACAUUAGGAUAGGCCGCCGCAAGUUCAUGCCAAAAGCACAGGCAAUGGCAUACGCUUCCCACCUUCGAAAGAUAACGACCAGUUUGCUGGAUUACCUCGGAAAAUCCAAAUAUCCAAAAAGUUGGCCAACUGAUUUAUCCAAGUUUGAAAUAGUCGUCGAAUCGGAGGCGGGACCUCUGAUGGUAAGUCCCACAGGGCAGCUAAUUGUUCCGGCUACAUGUCCCGGAUCGCUAUUGGUUGAUUUCCUAACCAACCAUUUGGAAGAGUCCUACGAGAAGCAGCAAUCAUACAAUCGCCACAAACACGUGGAGAGGGAUCUUCAUGCAAAAUGUAUCAAGCUAUUUAGCCUAUUAUCGCUUAGUAAAGAUGAUUCUGUUACACCUGACCGCAUGAUUGAGUGUUUGGAAAAGUUAAUAGCCACCAGCGGCCUGGAGUUGAACGAUAUUCAUCUCAACAUAACGACAUACUAUUCAGUACUGAAUGAUGGGACAGUUUGUAUUCCUUGGGACUGGAAGUAGAUACAACGGGCUCGAAGAAUGAGUAUCCAUUUUUUACGCAGUCAAACUGAACCAGUGCUUUUAAAGCUUUACUUUUAUUUGCUCUUAGAGAUUUUUCAUAUACACGAAAUGUGACGCAGUCAGUA
Messenger RNA from Ochlerotatus camptorhynchus, 1663 nucleotides. Its product is annotated as T-cell activation inhibitor, mitochondrial. Bases 63 to 1538 code for a protein of 491 amino acids. Lineage: Eukaryota; Metazoa; Arthropoda; Insecta; Diptera; Culicidae. Gene Ontology annotation, cellular component: mitochondrion. The record is from RefSeq and is a predicted model, not a curated record. The transcript has 3 exons.